GUUUAGACCUUUAUUUUGACAGGCGGCGGUCUGCUCAGUGCGCAGCUGCGGAAAGCGGGGAGUAAACAAUGCAGAGUGCAGCAGUGAAUUAUGAUGCCCUCUCGGAGCAGCACGGCUGGUGGUGGAAUCCCAAACAACAAAGUGAAAUACUCCAGGCUAGCAGACAGUGAUGAAGGUUACAUCGACCUACAGUUCAAGAGGAGUCCACCUAAAGUCCCAUAUAAAGCCAUCGCUCUGGCCACGUUCCUGUUCCUCGUCGGGUCUUUAUUGAUUAUUAUCGGCUCUUUGCUUUUGACUGGCAACAUUUAUGUUUCGAAUCCAGAUCGCACCAUUCCGGUGCUCAUCAUCGGAAUCCUCAUAUUCCUGCCCGGCUUUUAUCACUUGAGAAUUGCCUACUACGCCUCUAAGGGAUACCGCGGCUACUCGUAUGAUGACAUUCCAGACUUUGAUGAUUGACCGCGGGCCGCGCUGCCGGCAUGCUGAUCUGGGGUCUGUGCUCUCCGGACACCCGCUGGUUGCUUUGCUUUCUGUCCUCACGGCUGAAGCUGCAUGACCUGCCUUUGUGUUUUCUCUCUGUGUGAAGCGUUCGUUUCCCUGCAGCGGGAAACCGGCGGCCAGCUGUGGGUUAUAUUUAAGGUGCAGCAUGAUCACAGCGGCACUGCAGAGUUUAUAACAAUGAUCGUCCAAAAAAUAGCUAUACCCAGCUGAAAGGAACGAACCUCGGUGGGUAAUCGUAACAGCCAGACUGUCACAGAGAAUCUUCAGCAAAGAAAUAAGCAAUAAUACUCUCAAGCUCCGUGCUACAAUGUGAAAUAUUUCACGUUAUAGCACGAACCUCGAGUGUAUUAUUGCGAUUAUACCACAGUUCCAUCAUCACUGUUUAUUAAAAGAUUUUGAGUUAAAGAGGAGGAGAUAAUAGGAUCUGUUUACGAGUUAAAAUAGUUCCAUUGCUGCUCUAUUUGUAGCUGUGCUGUUUGGUUUGUAAGCGCUGCAUCGUUGCUAUAGGUUACCUGCAUGUGGUGGAGUAAUACAUGAAGAGCUUCGGUUACAGUGCAUAACCAGCUGAAGGCACUCGUAGAACGCCGCUCAGCCAAUCACAUUGCAGGGUCGGAACUAACUGUGUCAUAAUUUCUGUUAACCUUUGUCCUUUAUCUUUCUUAGCAUAAUGCCACACUUCCUUUUGAGUGCAAAUCAAAAAAUGAGAAUAUCAUUGAAAAGUUACUUUAUUGCAGUAAUUCACUUCAAAAUGUGAAACUCAUAUUAUAUAGAUGUAUUACACACAGAAUGAUCUAUUUGAAUCGUUUAUUUCUUUUUAUGGUUGAUGAUUAUGGAUUACAGACAAUGAAAACCCAAAAAUCAGUGUCUCAGAAAAUGAGAAUGUUAUGUAAGACCAAUUGGUACUUUUAGCAGUGUGGGCAGUGUGCCAAGUCCUGCUGGAAAAUGAAAUUCACCUCUCUAUAAAAGUUGUCAACCAUCACUGAUUGGUGGAAACUUCACAGUUGACUUCGAGCAGUUUGGACUGUGUGUCUCUCCACUCUUCCUCCAGACUCUGCUCCCUUUAUUUCCUUUAAAUGAAAUUUAAAAUUUACUGAUGAUCUGUGAUUGUUUGGAGAAACAUGUCUGUCAUCUGCUGGUGUUGAUCCACUGUGUUUUAUUAUCAAGUCUAAAGUCAGUGCAGUUUUGUUUUCCCACAAAAUCUUACAGCACUUCAUAUCUUACAGCUUCCCUCUGCUGACUUUUAACUUUUAUGAAGAUGCAGAUUUCAUUUUCCAGCAGGACUUGACACACUGCCCACACUGUGAACCAAAAGAACCAAUUGGUCUUAUAUAUAUAAUAUUCUAAUUUUCUGAGAUACUGAUUUUUGGGUUUUCAUUGUCUUUAAAAGAAAUAAAGGCUUAAAAUAGAUCACUCUGUGUGUAAUACAUCUAUAUAAUAUGAGUUUCACAUUUUGAACUGAAUUACUGAAAUAAAGUCACUUUUUAAUGAUAUGUAUGUGUGAUACAUAGUUCCUGGUAAGUUUGAUCCUUUUUCCUUGUUAAUAGCAUUUUUGCAAUGCCACCAUUCCUUCUGGGUGCAACUAUUUUUGGAACUAUUUCUUUGACGAUGAGCGUACAUUCAGUACCAGUCAAAAGUUUGGACACACCUUAAAUUCAGUGUUUUUUUUUUAUUCUGGUAUUUUAAAAUGUUCUGCAUUGUAGAUCAAUACUAAAGUCAUCCGAACAAUGAAGAAAAAUAUAUAAUUUUUUUUAGUAAACCCCCCAAAAAAACAGAAUAUGUUUUAUAAUUUAGAUUCUUCAAAGUAGCACCUCUCGCUUAGAUUUUCUCAGUCAGCUUUAUGAGGUAGAGUCACCUGGAAUUCAGGCUUUGAGUUAACAGCUGUGCUGCUGAACUCAUCAAGAGUUAAUUACUUGAAUUUCUUGCCUCUUAAUAAUGUUGUGUUUGGGAGCAUCAGUUAAAGUAAAGUAGUGAAGAGGUAGAGUUACAGGUAUACAGUGAAUAGUGAAUAUUUGAGUAAUGUUCUAACCCAGAUUAUGAAUUAUUAUUAUCCCAACGACAAUCAAACAUGUUAUAGUGAUGAAACUGGCUCUCAUCAGGAUCGCCCCAGAAAAUGGGACAAUUACUUUUAAGUUACUACAUGAUUCCUUAUGUGUUCCUUCAUUGUCUGAUAGGUCACUUCACUAUUCAUUUAUUAAUGUAGGAAAAUAAUAAAAAACUUUGAAUAAAAAGGUGUGUCCAAGCUUUUGAACAAUACUGUAUAUCAUUUAUUUCUUGUACCAAAGUCUGAACAUACCUCUCUAUCAUGAUGUAGAAUGGAGUAUUUUUGAGUAUUUAUGUAGCACUAUAUACAAAAAAGCCAAAAAGAAAUGGUAGCUGUUGCUCCAGUGAGGUGUUUUAUUGUGCUGUUUAUGUGACAGUGUGUUUAUAUAGCUGUAUAUCUGCGAGCAGCUAAAUGGGUUUGCCAGAAUAAAUAGUUUUAUGAUAAAUAGGCUGGUUAUUACUCUGAAUCAGCGGGUUGGAAAAUGAUAAAGCUGCGUGUUGUGCCGGCGGUCGCUCGACUGUUGUGAGAAGUUAUUUAUUUAAAGCAUUUCUGAGCUCGGAGAGUCUCAGAGAGUCAGUGUUUAUACUGAAAGCUAUAAUGCAUGUAUGAUUAAGAGUAUAGAGCCGACAUGAUUAAUGGAUUUAAAUAAUAGAGGCGUUAGAUUUUGCCUUCUUUCAGAGCUGGCAGUGAAUAGGGGGAGGUUUUGCAUGAUAAUAGUGCAUUAUAUUCUAGUACUGCUCUCUUGUUCAGAGUCAGAAACGCAAUCAUAUAUAUAUAAAUAUAUAAAUAUAUAUGUUUAUGCCUUUAAAUGCAUUUUAUUCAUAUGGUGUACUUAUUAUAUUUUUAGUUUUUUAGAGGGUAUCAAGUGUAUUUUUUCCAAUAAAGUAUUUUGGAGUCGUA
Messenger RNA from Astyanax mexicanus (Mexican tetra), 3439 nucleotides. RefSeq names its product transmembrane protein 230a (gene tmem230a). Gene Ontology annotation, biological process: synaptic vesicle transport. The record is from RefSeq and is a predicted model, not a curated record. NCBI's taxonomy places the organism in Eukaryota, Metazoa, Chordata, Actinopteri, Characiformes, Acestrorhamphidae. Gene Ontology annotation, cellular component: synaptic vesicle; endomembrane system. The transcript has 4 exons. The coding region runs from base 91 to 456 and encodes 121 amino acids.